AUGGAGCAUGUGAUUGCUGGGAAGUUUAAGUUGGGGAGGAAGAUUGGGAGUGGCUCUUUUGGAGAACUCUAUUUAGGUGUAAAUGUGCAAACUGGAGAGGAGGUGGCUGUUAAGCUGGAACCUGGGAAGACCAAGCAUCCCCAGCUUCACUAUGAGUCAAAAUUGUAUAUGCUUCUUCAAGGAGGAACGGGCAUACCCCACCUCAAGUGGUUUGGAGUUGAGGGUGACUACAACAUCAUGGUUAUUGAUCUUCUUGGACCAAGUUUGGAAGAUUUGUUCAACUACUGUAAUAGGAAGUUCACAUUGAAAACAGUGUUGAUGCUUGCAGAUCAAUUAAUUAACAGAGUUGAAUACAUGCACUCAAGAGGUUUUCUUCACCGUGAUAUAAAGCCUGACAACUUUUUAAUGGGCCUAGGGCGUAAAGCCAAUCAGGUGUAUGCUAUUGAUUUUGGUCUAGCAAAGAAGUAUAGGGAUCUUCAGACUCAUAGGCACAUACCAUACAGGGAGAACAAGAACCUCACAGGCACUGCUCGCUAUGCAAGUGUUAACACUCACCUUGGAAUUGAGCAAAGCAGAAGAGAUGAUCUGGAAUCUCUUGGUUAUGUUCUAAUGUAUUUCCUAAGAGGAAGCCUUCCCUGGCAAGGUUUAAAAGCUGGCACAAAAAAGCAAAAGUACGAUAAAAUCAGUGAAAAAAAAAUGUCAACUCCUAUAGAGGUGCUGUGCAGAUCACAUCCAUCUGAGUUUGUAUCCUACUUUCAUUAUUGCCGAUCAUUGCGGUUUGAAGACAAGCCAGAUUAUUCUUAUUUGAAGAGGCUUUUCCGAGACUUAUUUAUUCGAGAAGGUUAUCAAUUUGACUAUGUAUUUGACUGGACUGUAUUGAAGUACCCUCAGAUUGGUGGCAGCUCUAGAGGAUGGCAUGCCAAUGGAAAAGCAGGUUUAAGCGCCGGGCCAUCUAUGGAAAGAACAGAAAGAGUCUCAGUAGGGAAAGAGAUUCGAGAACGAUUCUCAGGUGCAGUUGAAGCAUUUUCGAGGAGAAAUACUUCAGGUUCUAGUCCACGUCAGGAUCAUUUGAAACACAGGUCUUUUGAGGAUGCACCUUCAUCCAAAGAUGUGCACCAUGAUUCUGAAAGGGGACGCAGUUCCUCUCGAUAUGGCAGCACUUCAAGAAAAGCUAUUAUAAACAGUAAGCCAAGUUCCUCAGCUGGUGAUCAAAGUCACAGUGAUGGCCGCACAAGCCGAUUAGUCUCAAGCAGCAGCCGCCCUUCUACCACACAGAGAGGUCAUUCGGGGUAUGAACCCAAGCGCUCUGCAGCUGCAAGAGGCACACGUGAUGAUCCUCUCCGGAGCUUUGAGCUCCUUUCAAUCAGGAAGUAA
Prunus armeniaca (apricot) is the source of this 1374-nucleotide messenger RNA. The record is from the annotation of a GenBank genome assembly. Lineage: Eukaryota; Viridiplantae; Streptophyta; Magnoliopsida; Rosales; Rosaceae.